CGAUGGAACAUUUCCGCCAAUAACAAACCUGCUAGCCUGCAGCUAGCACUGCUUUAUUGUGUCUCUUUGGCAUUUUUACAUGUCUACACAUCAUCUUUCUGCCUUGUCUGGAAGUGAAUCACACGGAAGACAUUAAAAUACUCGACACACAGGCGACAUCAUGGAGAAAAGAACCCACCGCUGAGUUUAACGGUGAAUCGGCAGAUAGAUGGUUCGGCCUCCUGUUAGCUUCAAGGCUAACAUGCUCCUUUAGCAGGUCUCCGAGUUAAAGGUGAUUAUCAUGUCCUGAGACUCAGCGGGCGGCCGGAGAGCGAGUUUUCACACCUGAUCGCGACUCUCAGGAGGAGUCGCCUCCUAUUUUAUCCACUGUAGGGUUUUUUAUUUUUUUAAUUCCUUAUCCGGAAAAUCUUGCGUUGGCAAGUUUUUCUCCAGCAGAUCGUCCUGCUGUGCAGACCUGAAAGAUGAAGAUGUUCUCAGUGGCACAUAAGACGGUGUUCGUGGUGGACCACUGCCCCUACAUGGCGGAGUCCAGCCGGCAGCAGGUGGAGUGCGACGUGCUGACCAAGAGCCGGGCCCAGGGGGUCAUCCCUUUGGCCCCCGUGUCCAAGUCCCUGUGGACCUGCGCUGUGGAGUGCUCCAUGGAGUACUGCCGGAUCCUCUACGACGUUUACCCCAGGGACAAACUGGUUAAUUACAUAGUGAGUGAUUCAGAAUUCCACAUAUUGAAUAGCUGGAGGCGGGAAGAUCAAACCACUCUUGAGCUCAUGUCGGCGCUGGCGGCCGUCGGGCCCCCGAACCCUCGAGAGGACCCAGAGUGCUGCAGCAUCCUGCACGGCCUGGUCGCCGCUGUGGAGUCGCUGUGCAAGAUCACCGAGCUGCAGCACGAGAGGCGCACCGCCAUGAUGGACACGGCCGAGAGGGUGUCCAACCGAGGCCGGAUCAUCUGUCUGACCAACGCUAAAAGUGACACUCAUGUGCGGAUGUUGGAGGACUGCAUUCAGGAAACCAUUAUGGAGCAAAACAAGCUGGCAGCAGGUUCAGACAGACUGAUGGCGAUCCAGCAGUGUGAUUUAGUCCUCGUUCACAUCUACCCGCAGGGGGAGGACACGCUGGUGUCCGAUCGACCCAAGAAAGACAUUUCUCCUCUGCUCACCAGCGAGGUGCACAGCGUCCGGGCCGGGAGGCACCUCGCCACCAAACUCAACAUUUUGGUCCAGCAGCACUUUGACUUGGCCUCCACCACCAUAACAAACAUCCCCAUGAAGGAGGAGCAGCACGCCAACACGUCGGCCAAUUAUGACGUGGAGCUCCUGCAUCACAGAGACGCUCACCUGGAGUUCUUCAAGAGCGGAGAUCUGCAUAUGGCCGGCACCAGCACUCGGGAAAAUGGGCUCAAGGAGACGAUCACGCUGAAAUGGUGCACUCCUCGAACCAACGGUAUAGAGCUGCAUUACUGCACAGGCGCUUAUCGCAUCUCCCCCACAGACGUAAACAGCCGCCCCUCCUCCUGCCUGACAAACUUCCUUCUUAACGGCCGCUCGGUGCUGCUGGAGCAGCCGAGAAAGCUGGGUUCAAAGGUCAUCAGCCACAUGCUGAGCAGCCACGGAGGCGAGAUCUUCCUGCACGUGCUCAACAGCAACCGCUCCACCCUGGAGGACCCGCCCUCCAUCAGCGAGGGCUGCGGCGGCCGAGUGACGGACUACCGGAUCACAGAUUUCGGUGAAUUCAUGAAGGAAAACCGGCUGACUCCAGUUUCCGAGUCCUCCCAUGAUCCCUCGCUGAAGCUGCCGAUCGAGAGGGGCAAGGCUCAGCUGGAGCGCCACACCCGAUACUGGCCCAUGAUCAUCUCCCAGACCACCAUCUUCAACAUGCAGGCAGUGGUGCCGCUGGCCCUCCUCAUCGUGAAAGAGACUCUGACGGAGGAGGACGUCCUGACCUGCCAGAAAACCGUCUACAACCUGGUGGACAUGGAGAGAAAGAACGACCCGCUCCCCAUUUCCACGGUGGGAUCCAGAGGGAAAGGCCCCAAGAGGGACGAGCAGUACCGCAUCAUGUGGAACGAGCUGGAGACGCUGGUGAAGACGCACGCCGGAGCCACGGACAGACACCAGCGGGUGCUGGACUGCAUCGUGGCCUGCCGCAGCAAGCCGCCCGAGGAGGAGGAGAGGAAGAAGAGAGGGAGGAAGAGGGAGGACAGGGAAGACAGGACGGAGAAGAACGGCAGCAAGGAGACGGAAGACAAAAGCUGGCAGGACUCUGAGAAGCUGAAGGGUUUGUUGGAGAAAGAGGAAGAGUCCGAGGUGAUCAAGGACUCUCCGGAUUCGCCGGAGCCGCUCAACAAGAAGCCGCGUCUGAACUCGGAUGACCUUCAGCCUCCGGACAGAGCCAAAGGUCCCGUCUCGCUCCUCUCCAUGUGGACCAACCGGAUCACCGUCGCCAAUUCCAGAAAGCACCAGGAGUUCGUCGGGAGGGCGAGCUCGGUGAACAACAAGUUCGAGUUGUACCAGCACCUCAAGGAGGAGAACGGGAUGGACGUUCAUGAAAACGGGAAAGCCUCCAGAUGAUGUUUCCACAGGACCAGAUGGUGGACCAGUGUUUUUUUCACAGUCGGGUGUCGCCUUGGACAUCAGACGCCAGAGACAUUGAACUCUCUAACGAGGGAUUUCUAAGUUCAUUUUGUACCUGAGAGAUUUUGUAGAUACGCUUGUUCACAUCUUGUACGACUCGGUGAAAGCUGUCAGUAAAGACCUCCGCUGUUGGCUUCGCGCACAAAUAAUGAUGAAUGUGGACGAAUUUCUUGUGUCUCGUCAUUAACCCGAACCCCGGACUAAAACAUUCUCCCGCUUCUGAAGUGUUCAAUAAGACAUAAUCGAAUAAAAACUAGUGUCAGUUACACAUAAAAAUAUAUAAUCAUGAAAUUGUAAAAUAUACCAAAACGUCUGGUAUUAUGGAUUUCUGACUCUGUAAGAAGUUUUCCGAUCCGCUUCCGCAUUGUUUGUGCUAGAACGUGUGUUUUACAAUCUCCUGAUUAUAUUGUAAUUUAUUUGAUGAUGACUUAUUCCUCUGUAUCGCCGCUGUGCUCGGCUCUAACAGUGCGAUGAUCUGGUUUUUUUUUUUUGUUUUUUUUUUACCGGCAGUAAAAGUUAGCGUAUGAGUGGC
Salarias fasciatus (jewelled blenny) is the source of this 3159-nucleotide messenger RNA. RefSeq names its product integrator complex subunit 13 (gene ints13). Gene Ontology annotation, biological process: regulation of mitotic cell cycle; centrosome localization. Gene Ontology annotation, cellular component: integrator complex. The record is from RefSeq and is a predicted model, not a curated record. NCBI's taxonomy places the organism in Eukaryota, Metazoa, Chordata, Actinopteri, Blenniiformes, Blenniidae.